ACAUUUUUGUUUUUAUUCCUACAUUCGCUGUUAAAUUUCGAGCACGCGUUUAAGUAUUAAAUUAUUUUUUAGAUUUUGUAAAAUAUUUUUGUAAAAAUUCUUAGCAAAAUGACAACAAAAAACUUUACCAAACCCCGAUUGUCCAAGGGCAUAUUGGAAAUGAAGUUUAUGCAGCGCACCAAGGCCAAAGUGGACAAAGAAAUAGAGGCAGCCGAGGGUAGAGCCAUGUACUCCAAUGAGAUUACGGAAAAAAUGUUAAACAGCAAUUCAAAUUUCAUAAUUGAACCCAGUUUUGUGCAUUGUGAAAAUCUCAUCGAGGGUCGCUUAAGUUUUCGUGGCAUGAAUCCCGAAAUUGAACGUUUACUUGAGUUGGAACGUGCAGAAAAGGCGGCAGCUAAAAGGCAAGAACAAAGCACUGAGGUUUCCAAUGAUGAUAUGGUAAAGUUCUAUCAAAACAAGACGGCCGGUGCGGCUCAUACCAUAGAAAAGAAAUUUAACAAAUUUAAAAAGAUCAAUCAAAAUAAAAAUAAUAAUAAAAGACACCUAGAGGAUGAGCAAGCUGCCAUAGCUGGCAGUGCGGGUAAAAAGAAGAAAGCCAAAUUUAUGAAACCUAAAACUAGUGACGAUGAAGAAGAACAAAAUAAUUGAUUUGUUUUUACUCUUAGAUGUAUAAGUAGUUAUUAAUUUUGUCUUUAGUUAAUAAGAAAGAGAAUACUUAACGCCCCCGCAUAUAAUUUUGAAAUAUUUGUAUUUUUUAUUUUCUAGAAAAUAUAAUAUAAUAAACAUAA
Lucilia sericata (common green bottle fly) is the source of this 788-nucleotide messenger RNA. It is a transcript of the gene Mpp6, whose product is annotated as M-phase phosphoprotein 6. Gene Ontology annotation, biological process: maturation of 5.8S rRNA. The record is from RefSeq and is a predicted model, not a curated record. The transcript has a single exon. NCBI's taxonomy places the organism in Eukaryota, Metazoa, Arthropoda, Insecta, Diptera, Calliphoridae. Bases 109 to 648 code for a protein of 179 amino acids.